GAGGAGCCAUGGGUGAUAGAAGAAGAAAUGUUUUGGAGGCAUUCUCCAGGUUUUUGUAUGGACAUAAGUUUUCAACUCACUGGAGUAGAUACCAAGGAAUGUGGUUGCUGAAUCAUGGUAAGAAUAUGUUUCAUUUUGUAAGAAACAACCAAACUGCCCUGCAAAGUAGCCACAUCAUCUUGCAUUCCCACCAACAGUGAAUGAGAGUACCUGUUGAUCCACAUCCUUGUCAGCCUUUGGUGUUGCCAGUGUUUUGGAUUUUGGCCAUUCUAAUAGAAGUUUGGGAAGUUGAUGAACAGAUCAAGAAGCAGCAGGAAACACUUGUGAGGAAAGUCACAUCCAUCUCCAAGAAAACUGUGAUUAAGGAAAAAGUCAUUGAAUGUAAAAAAGUUGCAAAAAUAUUUCCUCUGAGUUCAGAUAUUGUUACUUCGAGACAAAGCUUCUAUGAAUGUGACUCACUUGUUAAGGGUUUGGAACAAAAUUUAGAUUUACUUAGUUAUGAGAAAGGCUGUGUAAGAGAGAAAAAUUGUGAAUGUAAUGAGUAUGGCAAACCUUUUUAUCAUUGCUCAUCCUAUGUUGUAACCCCCUUUAAGUGUAAUCAGUGUGGACAAGACUUCAGUCAGAAAUUUGACCUCAUCAGACAUGAGAGAAUUCAUGCUGGAGAAAAACCUUAUGAAUGUAAGGAAUGUGGAAAAGCCUUCAGCAGGAAGGAAAAUCUUAUCACACAUCAGAAAAUUCAUACUGGGGAAAAACCAUAUAAGUGUAAUGAAUGUGGAAAAGCUUUCAUUCAAAUGUCAAACCUCAUUAGACACCAAAGAAUUCAUACUGGGGAGAAACCUUAUGCAUGUAAGGAUUGUUGGAAAGCCUUCAGUCAGAAAUCAAAUCUCAUUGAACAUGAGAGAAUUCACACUGGAGAAAAACCCUAUGAAUGUAAGGAAUGUGGGAAAUCCUUCAGCCAGAAGCAGAAUCUUAUUGAGCAUGAAAAAAUUCAUACUGGGGAGAAACCUUAUGCAUGUAAUGAAUGUGGUAGAGCUUUUUCUCGAAUGUCAUCUGUUACUCUACAUAUGAGAAGUCACACAGGGGAGAAGCCCUAUAAAUGUAAUAAAUGUGGAAAAGCUUUCUCUCAGUGCUCAGUAUUUAUUAUACAUAUGAGGAGUCAUACAGGUGAGAAACCCUAUGUAUGUAGUGAAUGUGGGAAAGCCUUCUCUCAGAGUUCUUCUCUUACUGUACAUAUGAGAAAUCAUACAGCUGAGAAACCCUAUGAAUGUAAUGAAUGUGGAAAAGCCUUCAGCCGGAAAGAAAAUCUUAUUACACACCAGAAAAUUCAUACUGGAGAGAAGCCUUAUGAAUGCAAUGAAUGCGGGAAAGCUUUUAUUCAGAUGUCAAACCUCAUUAGACACCAGCGAAUUCAUACUGGUGAAAAACCCUAUGCUUGUACAGUGUGUGGAAAAGCCUUUAGUCAGAAAUCAAAUCUCACUGAACAUGAGAAAAUUCAUACUGGAGAGAAACCUUAUCAUUGUAACCAGUGUGGAAAAGCCUUCAGUCAGAGACAAAAUCUCCUUGAACAUGAAAAAAUCCAUACUGGAGAGAAACCAUUUAAAUGUAAUGAAUGUGGUAAAGCUUUCUCUCGGAUAUCCUCCCUUACCCUUCAUGUGAGAAGUCAUACAGGGGAGAAACCCUAUGAAUGUAGUAAAUGUGGAAAAGCCUUCUCCCAAUGCUCAUUACUUAUCAUACAUAUGAGAAGUCAUACUGGGGAGAAACCAUUUGAAUGUAAUGAAUGUGGGAAAGCAUUUUCUCAAAGAGCAUCACUUUCUAUACAUAAGAGGGGUCAUACAGGUGAGAAACGCCCCCAAUACUAAUUGAAGAGAGGCCUCACAUAUUGAACCCAUGGUUUGUUUAAAAUCUCUUGAUCUAAGCUCAGAAAAAUGAAAAUGAACAGUACCUUUUUGAAAAAAAGUAAAACUUUGUUGGAGAGCCUAAGACUUGAGUAAAAUGGGGAGAAAUACCAGUAUAUAGAUGGAUAAAUCCAGUAUCAUAAAAUUCUCAGUUCUCCUAAAAAUCUAGACUGAAUGCAGUUCUAAACAACAAUAAUUUUCUGGAAUCUUUACCAAGUGAUUUCAAAAUUCAUGUGAGAUAAAGUCUAUGAGACAAUUUUGAGAAAGAACGGAGGAAACCAGCCUCACCAUAUACUAAAUAUAUAAAAUUGAAGUGUGUUGUAUUAGUGCAUUAGUAGGUUCAUAAACAAGUUUUAAAGAAUAGAGUACCUAAAAACAGAUCCGCGAAUGUAUAUAUGACUCGGUGUGUAUUAGACAUGAGAUCAUGAAUUAGUAGGGAAGUAAUGGCUUGAUCAAUAACAAUUUGUGGAAUAUUUUGCUCUCCAUAUGGAGGGAAAUAAAAUUAUACACAAUCUUAUAAAGAAACAGUAUUCCAAAGGAUUUGAACACUGAAAUGAGAAAAGUCAAAUAUAAGAUUUCUAUAACUCUGAAGCAAGCAAGCUCUUUUUUUGGACAGAUCCUUGCAUUUACACUUCUUGAAUACAGCCUAUAGAAACAAAUGAUACAUAAGAAAUAUACACACAUGAAUUUUAAACAAUCUAAAUGUGCAUCAGUGAGUGGGUUAAUGGAUGGAAAAUGUGAUAUAUAUUCAACUGAUAGAAUAGUGUAUAGAAGUUAAAAUCAAUUAGAUCCAUCAUGUGUAACAUGGAUAGUUAUCUGGAACAAUGUUGAGUGGAAAAAGUGAAGAUAGAGAUCAAACAUAUUGUAUAAUAUUCAUGUACACUGCAAUGAAAUCAUUUACAAAGAACAGAACUGUUUUAUUAUUGAAAUAUGUAUGUAUGUAAACUAUUUACAAUGAAUUAGAAAAAUACAUGCCAAAUUAUUGAUAGUGUUCUCUCUGGAGGAGAUUGGGACUGGGGUUGGGUGUUAAUUGAAGGGGGCCUUUAGCUUUACAUGUAAUUUUUAUGCUUUACAAAAGAUGGUAGCAUAUAAAAUAAAUCUUAAAUUUUGGUGAUACAUAAUGGUAAUAUGAAUGACUUGUCUUACUAGUGUUUUCUAGUUAUUUCUCAAGCAUUAAGAGGCCAUGGGAAACCUUUGCCCAUAAGAAGAAAUGUAUUCAUGUGUCCUAUCAGAUGAUGAACUAUUUUAUCAAAAAUAUCUUCAGAAAGGGGCCUGGGGUUAUGGCUUAGUUGUAGAG
This is a messenger RNA of Marmota flaviventris (yellow-bellied marmot), 3192 nucleotides long. NCBI's taxonomy places the organism in Eukaryota, Metazoa, Chordata, Mammalia, Rodentia, Sciuridae. The record is from RefSeq and is a predicted model, not a curated record.